AUGCUCGUUGGAAUUCUAGUUGUUCGUUUUACAACGUCGAGUGAAACUAAGAAAACAUGCGAACCAAUCAUGAACACAGUGAAUGAUAAAUUUGUGAGCCAAGAUUCGCAUCCACAGUUUCUUCUUACAUAUGAUUUUAACAGUGACACUUUGAUGGAUAUUGCCGUUGUCAACUCUGGUACGAACAAUAUUGGAAUCUUCUUUGGAAGACCCAAUGCAACAUUUGCUGAGCAAGUAACUUUUUCAACUGGCGUUGGUUCUCAUCCAUCAUCGAUUGCAGUCGCUGAUCUGAAUAACGAUGGAUAUUUAGAUAUCGUUGUAUCUAAUUAUGCCUCUCAUACUAUUGGUAUUCUCCUUGGCAAUGCGAACGGAACAUUCAGAGAUCAGAUAACGUAUCCAGUUGGAUCAUCUCGUCCGUUAAAAGUAGCACUUGGUGAUCUAAAUAACGAUUCAUUUGUUGAUAUAGUUGUUGUUAAUAAUGGAACAAACAUUAUUGGAAUUCUUUUUGGAUCUGACAAUGCUAUGUUUCAGAGUCAAAUUCAACUGUCAUCCACCUACGAUUCAUUACCCACAUCGGUUAUUGUCGAUGACUUUAACAAUGAUCAUUUUCUUGACAUCCUUAUUGUUAAUUCUGGUCUUCACAAUAUCGAAUUGUACCUCGGUGAUGUGAGUGCAUCAUUCACUAAUCGAAUAGUGACAUCGACAGGAUUAGGAUUUUAUCCGUAUGAAAUCAAUGUUAAAGAUUUCAAUCAUGAUAAUUUUUUAGAUGUUGUUGUUAUCAGUUCAACUUCAAACAACAUUCGUAUUUAUUUUGGAAGUGUAAAUGGAACAUUCAUCGAAGAGAGAACGUAUUCAACUGGUGAUAAUUCGAAGCCAACAGGUGUUACUCUUGGUGAUUUCAAUCAUGAUGAUCGAGUCGAUAUAGUGGUUUGCAAUAGUGGUACCAACAAUAUUGGUGUUUUCCUAGGUUUAGGAAAUGGAACAUUCAUGGAUCAAGUGAUGUUUUCGACUGGUGUAAACUCCAAACCAUCGUCUGUGAUCGGUGGAGACUUCAAUAAAGAUCAACGAUUGGAUAUUGCUGUAGCUAAUUAUGCUACAAACAACAUCGUCGUUCUUCUUGCUUAUUCAAAUGCUACUUUCUCGAAACAAAAGACUUACACAUCUGACUCAGCAUUCCAGCCAAACUCAAUAGGUAUUGGUCAAUUCAAUAAUGACAGUUAUUCUGAUAUUGUGGUCGGUGACAUAGUUAACAGUUUUGUUGGAAUUUUUAUGGGCAACGGUGAUGGGACUUUUUCAAACUUGCGAACUUAUCUCAGUGACAAUGACAUGCAACCGAUUAUAGUUGCUGUAGGCGAUUUUAACAAUGAUGGAUUUGAUGAUAUCGUAAUCGAUAAAUAUGAAGUGUCCGACUCUACUACGUAUGAUGACUAUUCUUAUCAUGAAUCUUCUGCAAUACGAGAAAUUGAAAUUCAUUGUGGAAACAGUAAUGGUGUCUUUUCAUAUUUAAGUACAUUAAAUUUUGAAUUAGGUAUCGGCACCCUCAAGAUUGUUAUUUAUGAUUUGAACAAUGACACUUACCUUGAUAUAGUGAUUGGUACUGUUGACAGCUACUAUAUAUAUGCAUUUUUAGGAGAAGGAAAAGGAAAUUUCACAUCGGCAUUUCGAUCUGGAACUUCUAGUUCUCUCUCUAGAUUCACCGUUGCUGAUUUGAAUCAUGAUGGAAGACCCGAUGUUGCUGUUACGUAUUCAACUUACAUAAACGCUUACGGCGCGAUAGGCGUACUUUUUGGAGAUGGCAGUGGAUCUUUCUUCAAUGAGACACAAUAUUCUACUGGGUACUAUCCUAUAACAACCGGUAUCGCUACUGGCGAUUUUGAUAGUGAUGGUCAUGUUGAUCUUGUUGUAGCCAACCUAUGGAAUCAUAAUAUAGGCAUUUUCUUUGGCUUCGGAAAUGGGUCUUUUCAGGUACAAAGAACUUUCACCACGGGCCUUGACUCAGCUCCAUCGUUUGUUUUUGUUGGCGACUUCAAUAAUGACAGUAUUGUGGAUAUUCUUUUUGAUUCGCAAUUACAGAAAGCUGUCGUUGUUUAUCCCAGCUACGGCAAUGGAAGCUUUGCUGAUCUGAUCACCUAUCCAACUAGUGCUAUCACGAGUCCAACAUCAGCAGCUGUCGCUGAUUUGAAUCAUGACACUUUGUUGGAUGUUAUCGUUGUCAAUUCAAAUGAUAGUAAUAUAGGUGUUUUUCUAGAUUUUGCAAACGCCAACUUUAUGAGCGCAAUGCCAUUGUCAACUGGAUCGUCUCCGGGGCCCCGUUUUAUCGUUGCUGAUGAUUUUAAUGAAGAUCAUGAGAUGGACUUUGUCGUCGCUAACUAUAUCACCAACAAUGUUGGAAUUUUCUUAGGUGAUGGCCGUGGAAAUUUUCCUUUCCAAAGUCAUUAUUCCACUGGUUCAAUCUCAUCUCCCAUUUCUCUCAGUGUCAAUGAUUUCAAUAACGACCAUCAUCGAGAUAUCGUUGUAGUCAAUUCAGGCACUGAUUCUUUCGGUAUUUUGUAUGGCUAUGGCAAUGGAAGUUUACAAGAACAAACCAGCCAUUCGCUUCCUGCUGGUUCUAACCCAUAUUCAGUCGGUAGUGGAGAUUUCAACAAAGAUAAUCAACAAGAUAUUGUGAUUGCUAAUUAUGGUAGUGACAACGUGGCAGUACUCAUUCAGUUUAAUACGGGAAAUUUUGGAAAACCAGCAUUGUAUUCCACUGGUCCGGGCUCUGAUCCACAUGGGUUUGCUGUUGGAGAUUUUAACAAUGAUAGUCGACUUGAUCUCGUAGUUGCUAACAAUGGGAAUGAACAUCUUGGCAUCUUCUUUGGAAAAGGCAAUGGAACAUUUUCUGAUCAAAUCUUCUACACCCCAAGUAGCUCAUUCCUUCCUGUUUCUGUUGCUACCAGUGACUUCAACGAUGACAACAUGUCAGACGUUGUCGUCGUUGAUAAUGCGAAUCAUAUUGUAUACAUUUUAUUAUCACUUGGAAAUGGAAGUUUCACUGUGUCAAUGGUUUAUGACACCUCAUUUAACACUUGGCCAGAAUCGAUUUCUACUGGCUACUUAAAUAAUGACUCUCAACUAGAUAUCGUUGUUGGUCAAUUUCGUGGUGCACAAAUAUCGGUUUUUCUUGGUCUUGGUAAUGGUAUAUUUUCUGUAUCAAAAGUGUCUACAAACAGUGAUCAAGGCGGACCAAAUUGUGUCAUCAUUGCAGAUCUUGACAAUGAUAAUUGUUCAGAUGUUGUUGCUACCAAACGUGGAGUUCACGUCAUUGAAAUAAUGUAUGGCAUGUGUGAUGGCACAUUCUCUAGACGAAAAACUGUACCAACUCUUCCAGGUGCAUUACCAUCUUCUCUUGAUGUUCGUGAUCUCGAUCAGAACGGAUGGCCCGAUAUCGUUGUUCUCAAUAGUGCAUUGAGUAGUGUAACUGUGAUGUUUGGACAUGCUAACAAUUCUUUUGAUGAUCGAAUGACAAUGUCGACUGGAAAGGAUGCUCAAUCGUCAACAGUUGUUAUUGUCGAUGCUAAUGACGAUGGUCGCGAUGACAUCACAGUUGUGAAUUCGCAAAGCAGUGAAGUUGCUAUUUUCCUCGGUUACGUCAAUAGAACGUUUUUCAGUCAACUCACUUAUUCAACAGGUUAUAACACAUACCCGGUAUCAGCUAUCUUUGCUGAUCUCAAUGACGAUCGUCAACUGGAUAUGGCUGUGUGCAACACUAAAAGUAAUAAUUUUGGUAUACAUUUGAGAUAUUCUGGUAGCAGUUUUGUGAGUUUACCAGCUUAUUCGACUGGAAUAUCUUCUCAACCAAUGUCCGCUGUAAUUGGAGAUUUCAACAAUGACACUCAAUUGGAUGUUGCUGUUGCCAAUUCUGGAGCUGACAACCUGAUGAUUCUUCUCGGAUCCUCAUAUGGGAUAUUCGUCAAUGAACAGAUCUAUUCGACAGGAAACGGUUCUCAUCCAUCUUCGAUUGCGAUUGCUGAUCUGAAUCGAGACAAUUAUUCCGAUAUUGUUGUUGCGAAUACUGGAAACGAUAAUAUCGGCAUAUUUCUCGGCAAAAGUGAUGGUAUGUUUCUCAAUCAAAGCAUCUAUUCAACUGGUCUUCAAUCUCAACCGUCAACCGUACGCAUUGGAGAUUUUAAUAAUGACACCAUGUUAGACAUUGCUGUGGCCAACUAUGGAAGUAAUACAGUUGGCGCUUUCCUUGGAUAUGGUAAUGGAAACUUUUCAAAUCAAAUUCUCUUUUCAAUCGGUUUUAAUUCUCGACCGUUUGCAUUAUCUGUAGCAGAUAUGAAUCGAGAUAAUGUCACGGAUAUUAUCAUCGGAGGCUAUGGCUAUGGAAGCAAAAACAUCAUCAUAAAACUCUGUUAA
Messenger RNA from Adineta ricciae, 4401 nucleotides. The record is from the annotation of a GenBank genome assembly. NCBI's taxonomy places the organism in Eukaryota, Metazoa, Rotifera, Eurotatoria, Adinetida, Adinetidae.